Molecule: messenger RNA, 2112 nt
Organism: Apodemus sylvaticus (European woodmouse)
Lineage: Eukaryota; Metazoa; Chordata; Mammalia; Rodentia; Muridae
Gene: Prr30
Product: proline rich 30
Source: RefSeq, a predicted model, not a curated record
GGGUGGAGGCGGGAGGAGGGAAGAGAGACUGUUCAGUGACCCUGCUUUCUCUCCCAGGUCCCCGAUUUGCUGAAGUGUCUUUCGAAAUGGCAGAAGGAAGGCAUGCAAAGCACUGCAGUCCUCUCCAGUCCUCCUCAGUCCUCCCCCAUCCUGGCCCUCGCUGCUCUCUGCUGCCCACUCCCCUCAGCCCUUCCCUCCUUCCAGCCACAAUCUCCACCUCUCUAACCUUCUCUACAGCAUCGUGGCAGAUUUUCUGACCUCAAAGGGGACAAACUGCUAGUCUUUGUUGUUUUGAGACAGACUCAUGGAGCCCAGGCUAGCCUGGAGCUCCUUAUAUCCCUGCUGGGAUUACAGCCUUGUGCCAGUGAGCCAUGCUUAUGUGGUGCUGGGGAUCAUACCAAGGACUUCAUGCAUGCUAGGCAAACAGUCUACCCGCUGAACUACAUCCAAAGAAGCAGACCGAUCAUCCCGACAUUCCGACCUCUGUCUUUUUCUCCGCGGCUCCCACAGACUGUCUUCCUCCUGACUCCACCCAGACGGUCAUGCUUGUCCCCCAGCUCCCCAGGGAGCAGAACGAGGCUGCUGCAGCCACACUGUGCACAGAGGGCAGUCUUGAUCACCAGCCACAGCUCGCCUCAGAGAUCCCCACUGACUGUUAGGUCUCUAACCACUGGUCUUGCCCAUCCCAUCCAUUUCCCUCCUGGAUUUAAGGCAAUGUUGCCUCAAAACAAGGACCAGGUGCUGCUACAGAACCCAGUAGCCCCAGGGUGGCCCCCUCUGGUCCUCUCACAGUUUGUGGACUCCCCUCCACCCAACGUAGCAUCUCUUCCCCAUCAGACCCUCCCUUCUUCCCACUUUCCUUUGCCCACCACCACACAGGCUGAUUGCUUCUCCUCUCUGACACACUCUCCUGGGCCUCCCUCCUCUGACUUUGUUCCUCUUCCUUCCUCUUCCUCUCUCCCAAGAUCCUCUUCGUGCUCUCGCCAAAACUAUAACUUAUUGUGGUGAAAAACUCCCCUCCCACACUCCCCCUCUCCCUCCAACUAUCAGCUCUGUGUGUGUGUCUCUCUCCCUCUUACUGGCUUUUCCUCUUCCAGCUACAAAACUCCUCACUCCUGCCAGUCCCCUUGCCUCCAGGAAGUUCAAAAUUCCAAGAUCCCUUCCCCCAGCCCAGCUCACCUUUCCGAGAGAUUCGGUACCAAGCAAGCAUGGCAGCGGCCUCAGUCCAGGAGCAUCAGAUCCUCUGCGAGAUCAGGGCGAUGUGUGCCAAGCAAGGUGGACCCUGCACAAUUCAAGGACCCAGGGGCCCUCGCCCAAGUCCUGGUGGCCGAUGUGGGGCACUGCAGAAUUGCAUGAGACCUGCAGCUAGAGUUUCUGCAGCGCCUGUGACUAGGCACAAGCGGCCCAGCCCCAGUCGUGGAGUACCCCGCACGAUGUCUACUGUGCCUCCAGCCCUGCACCCUAUCUUGCCCCACCCCCAAGUACAAGACUAUACCCCGGCUGCUUGCCUUCCCUCAACUACAGCCCCGUGCCCAGGGCCAGGAAUCUGGGCCUCUCCAGAUGGGCAGUGACUUCAGCCUCCUGCCUCAGGGCCAGGCCAAGGCUUUGCAUCUGCUGCCAAGAAAAAAAAAAAAUCUGAAGGGAGUAGUGUCUCAGGAAGAGGCCCUCCAAAGUCAAAGGCCAGCAACCUAGGCAUCAGUUCAAAUCACUGGCACACUCUUGCAGGCCGGGAGCCUCCAAUCUGUACAUCUUCAAUCACUAAUACCCAUCAAGUGUUCCAGGUCUCUACUUCAGGAGCAAAGACAGGCCACUGUGUCCCCAAAGCAAGUCUCCAUCUCAAAGAGGUCUGUGUCUCGAGGGUCUAUUCCCCGAAAGUCGCCAUCUUAACUCCAGAGCAGCAGAGACUCUCUGGAAACCCCCCCCCCCCAAACUCCAUCCUCCCUACCAGAACGUCUCAGACUUUGGGGAGGAAUAGACACCUUGAAGGGCUGGCUGGCCGGCCUUGUGGAGUCUGCUCUCCUCUAGUUGAAGAGACCAGAGACACCCAAGGCCUCAUGCAGCCUUCAGUGUAUUCAAUAAAGCCUAACCCUGAGGAUCUUGUGUUUGUGUCUA